AAUGUGAUCUAAGGUUCACACAUACAUGGACAUUAAUUGUAUUUGUCUGUCGUCUAUGACCAUGAUCCACGACAGACCUUCAAGAUUUCAAGUCUGCAAGUUGUCUCUGGCGCAAAACCGGAAUCAGCGAUUUGGUGCCAAAAAUCAUUAUGACCAAAAAUUAUUGCUAAGACCAUAAAUUAUGCUUUGUGAUUAAAACCUAUGGUUCGUUUUAGUCAAAAUUAUUCCAAACAACCCAAUCGUUUAAAAUUUAUCAAGAUAAUCAGAAUUUGAUAUUUCGUACCUGUCGAUUAAGUUGGCAAACCCUUUCCGACACUUUUACAUUGUACCGCUUGUUCAUCUCUUUCGCGCUCACUCUAUUAUAGCCUCAUCUUAUCUCUCUUUUAUUUGGGCCUCGUGACUCGAUUGUCGUUUAUUUUUGUUGUCUCGUUUUCUUUUAAAUUUUAAUCACUGAUUACCGCCACCACCGGUGUAAAUGUUUGAUACUGUGAUAGCAGCAGUAGAAUAGAAUGAGAACUAACGAAAUAAGUCCGGUCUUUCAGGUCUUUGAUUGUUAUUUGUUAGGCUUGUGUUACAGUAUAGUUAUGAAUUACAUCAUUAUUUGCCUAAAUUAACAUUCAAAUUUGUAAUUUUUCAUCUUUGUUAGUUAUUAUAAUAUUCUCCAUAAAAACGCUUAACAAAUUUUGGCCAUUACAUCUUCGCCUUUAAUGGUUUUGACCUGUUAAUACUUGCAAAUUAAGAUAAUUGGUUAAACGUUUUCUUACGUUUAUCUUUAUUUUGGACGAACAUGUGGAUUUCGGUAUUUAAACGCAUGCUUUUCUUCUGACUUUCUUGUCGGUGUUAUAUUUCUCAGCUGUGAUUGUAAUAACCGCAUGAAACUAAAUUGGACUUUUCAUUACAAAAAUUUUAUUUUCAUUUAGUGCUGGUGUGAAAUUUAAACUUCAAUCAUGAGCCCAAGUAAUAGUAAAUUGUCAACAAGUUGUGAGUCAACAUCAUACAUUCAAAAUAAAAAUGGAAAAAGGACAUUUUUAACAUCAAAUAAUUAUGUAACUGAUGACAUUUAUUAUAAAAAAAAAAAACCUAUUAAACAUUCUCAAGUAGAUAUAAAUAGUGCAGUCCUAUCAUCAACCAAUGGUUAUAUGACAAGAAACAAAUUAAAUAAACAACUAACUAAUAGCAAUGAAUUAAUAGAAACAACUGCCAAAGAACAUAAAGGUUCCAGAACUGACAAUAUUGGUAGUAAACGAAAGAAAGCUUGUAGAAAUAGAAAACCUUCAAGACAAAUCUCUAAAAAGAAACUCCAACUUGGUUAUGUUUUUAGUAAUGAUAUUUCUUGUUUAUAUCCUGGAAAACAACUAAAUACCGAGUACAAGAAAAAUACUCCUUCAUUAUUUGAAUCAGAUUCUGAUACAGGAAUUGAUGAUUUUCAGUUAAAUGAUGUUAUAAAAAAUGAAGUUGAAGAAAUAUCCCCUUAUAUUUCUAAUUCUGAUAAUUUAUGUUCUACAUUUAACAAAAAUACGGAAAUGAGAACUUAUUUUAACAAAAAAUCAUAUUGUUUUAACAAUAAGUCUAAUAUUAAAUCUUUGAAUGCAUUUGAGGAAAGUAAUCGAGAAUCGUCAAGAUUAGAUAAAAUGGUUUAUGAUUCUAAAGUGUGUAAAAGCAUUUCUCAUAAUGACAGUACAACCAAUAAAUCAUUGAAAGACACAGGUCAAUCAGCAAAUGAAUAUGUGCAUACAAUCACCGAGGAUGAUGAAAUUAUUGUUGUUACUGAAUCAUUUAUAAGGCAAUUAAAUAAUGAAGAUCAAACAAUAAAAACAGAAUCUCAAGAGUCACAUAAAGAAAAUGAAGUGGUAUCUAAAGUACUCUCCACAGAUUAUGAAUUAAACAAAAAUAAUGUGUGCACUUUUGAUACUAAUAUUGACAAUAUAUGUAAUAUAAACUAUAAUUCAUCAAUUUGUUCUGAUUUUUUACCAAAACAAGAUAUGGAUAAUAUUAAUAAAUCAGACAAUUAUACACCAUCACCAUUUAAAACCACUAAUAUUGUUGAAAAUAGCUUAAUGAGUAUUUUUGAUGAACCUGAAGAGAACAUACUAGUUGAUAGUUAUACUAAUUUAAAUGAUAACUUAAUUAAUUAUUUGGAUUCUAACUCUCCAACUAGUAUUUCAGAAAAAAUAACUGAACUAAAUAGUUCUCAGACUUUCGAGUUAGAUAAUAGUAAUUCAGAUCAAUCUAUAGAAAAUCACCCAAUGUCUGAAAAUAAUGUGUUGAAAGAAGAAAAUAUCCCUUGCCAUAUUCCUCUAAAUCAGAUUGAAUCUAAUUCAAUCAAUGAUCAGUAUUUUCAUUCAGUAAUUAAAGACAAAGUAAAAAUAAAUUCUAACUCUUUUAAUAGUAAAAUAAAUCAUAGUUGUUUACUCAAAGAUGACAAUUUAAAUCCUAAAAAAGAUGGUUGUUCAAAAAUAAUUAAAAAUCUUGAUUCAAAAUGCUAUUGUAAAAAUUUUUCUAAUGUUUAUGAAAAAUCUGACAAUUAUAAUAAGAAAAAUAUAAUUGAUAAUGCUUCUACUUCAAAUAAUACAAAAACAAAAUAUCCGAUUUUUCUUAACCCAUGUGAUGAAAAUGAUAUCAACUCUAAUAAAAAUAAAAUAAUUGAUGAUGCAAAUAUAUCAAAUAGUACUACAAAAAAUAAACCAAUUAAUUUUGAAAAUGAUGAUAACUUAAAUAAAAACAAAAUUGUUAAUGAUACUACAUCAAAUAAUACUACAAAAAAUAAAUCAAUCAAUUCUAAAGAUUAUGAUGACAAUCAGGUCAACUUAAAUAAAAAUAAAAUAAUUGAUGAUGCUUCUACGUUAAAUACUACUACAACAACAAAAUUAGUCAACUUAAUACCUUGUGACGAAAAUUAUGUUUAUUUUAAUAAAAACAAAAUAAAUGAUGAUGCUAAUAUAUCAAAUAGUACAACAAAUAAUAAACCAAUUGAUUUUGAAAACAGUAUAAACUUAGAUAAAAACAAAAUCAUUGAUAAUAUUUCUAUGUCAAAUAGUACAACAAAUAGUAAACCAGUUAAUCAUAAACCUUGUGAACAAAAUUAUAUCCAUCAUAAUAAAAACAAAAUAACUGAUAAUGUCUCUUUGCUAAAUAAUUCAAAAAAUAAUAUGUCAUUUAAUCAUGAAUCUUUUAAUGAAAAUUAUGUCAAUUUUAAUAAAAACAAAAUAAAUUAUGCAACAAAUAACAAAAAAAAUUAUUUUGAUUUAGACAGUCUUUGUAAUUCUCAUAUAGUAGAUGCUAAAAUUGAUUCUAAAAAUAAAAUUGAAGUUGAAGAUAAUUUUAACUAUAAUACUGCUGAUAUAAAAUAUGAUUUAAAAACUGAAAAUUUUCCUGGCCUUGAAAUAAACCCAUUUGACAUCUGUCAUUUAAGUGAUAACACUGAUAAAAUAAAUGAAAACAAUGAUUCUAAAAAAGAGUUUAUAAUGGCUGAAGUAAAAAGUAAUAAUAUUCAAUCAGAAAAUGUUUUAUCAUCAGCCAAUACAAAUAUCAACCAUGAAUUAUCUCAAACAAAAAUAACUAAUAUUUCAAAAGAUGAAAAUAAACCAGUUCCUGCAUUAAUUGUAAAUGAAAAAGAAACAAAUAAACAAACAAUAUUUGAACCACCUCAAUACAAAAACCUUUUUGAUUUAAGUGAUACCAUUGGUUUUAAAGUAGAUCAAAUUUGUCCAAUGUUACAAGAUAUACCUAAAAAUGAUGUGCUCAUUAAUAAUUUAUUUGACCUAUCUACUGAUGAUAUUGCUUUCUCAUUAAAUAAUAACAGUCUCAAUGAUGAUGAUGAUGAUGAUGAUGAUGAUAGAUUACUGAUUGAAGACGUUGAUGACAACGUUAAUCAAAUUUCGACUUCUAUCCUUAAAUUAGCUAAUAGCUCAAACAAUGAAAAAACAAUAAACUGUUCAACUGAUAAAUCUUCAACUGAGAGUAUGAAUUUUACAGCGGAAAUGGAACUUUGUGAAAACAAAUUAAUGAAUCCAAUAAAGAAACAAUUUUCUGAAAUAAAUAGCUUCAAAAAUGAAAAAAUGUUAAACAUUAUUUUACCGGAAGAAAAAUGUAAUCUAUCUAAUAAUAAUUGUGAAAAUGCUUGUUUAUUAAAAGAAGAAAAUAAUUCUUUAGAUAAUUGCAUGUCUAUUGAAAUGUGCAAUGAAUUUUAUAAAAUUAAAUCAUUAAAUAAAAACAUUAUUAAUAAAAAUGAAUCUUUACCAAAGAAUAUCAAAGAUAUAUUGAAAGAAAUGUACGUUGAUGAAUUAUUUAUAUCCAAUUGUCAACAUAUGAUAGAUUUUUAUAAUGAUGGUGAUCAAUUAAAAAAUGAUUUACUUUUUCAUAGUGAUGAAUAUCAAAACAUACAAUCUGAGAAAUUAGUCAGUGACGUUAUAAAUGAAAAUGUUGAAAAAAAUAAAAAUUCUAAUUUUAACCAAUCAAUUCCAACCAAUGUUCCUAUAUGUUGGAAAACAGAAUUAAAUGAUGGAAACCAAGAAACUAAUAAACUUAAUAACCCAACUAUUAUUGAGAAUUCUGUUUUUGUGCAAAAAUUAAAUGGUGUAAAAAACAUAAAUCCAGAAUUAAAGCAAUCAAAUUCAACCAAAGAAGAAACAAUAUCAAAAUCAGAAAUUAAUAACUAUAACCAACAAAAAAAACACUCUAUUCCUGCCAUUAAAACACAAAAAAGUAAUUCUUUACAGAUACCUAAAAAUGUUAAAAGUAAUAUGAAAAUCAGGAUUCACUUGAGAGAAUUCAUAUUAUCAAAUAAACCACUUAAUGAUAUUUUAGAAUCCAAAGAAUUCAGAAAUUUAAGAUUUUUUGGUGAAGAAGAAAUUGCAAGUUCAAUUGGUGUUUUUCUUUUUGAACAAUUAAUUGGUCCACCAAUAAUAAAUGGAUUGUCUGUCUAUAGAGAAAAUUAUGAUAAAUUAAAAAAUGAAGAGAAAAAUAAAAUAUUGGCAUCUACAAAUUUAAAUAUAUUUUGUCCACAAAUAAUGAAACUAACCUCAAUCACUCUAGCAUUGGUAAAAAUGUUGAGAAGUGAUACAUUAAUUGAAGUUAUUUUAAAUGUUAUUCGAAAAAAUGUGUUUAAGAGGCAAAUGAAUAUUGAUCAUAAAAUUGAUGAUCAAUUAAUAAAACAAACAGUAUACUUUAUUGACAUUUGUGUUAGGUUAAGAAUGCUGAAAACUCUUCAAAUAUUUAUUUUUGAUUCAAUGGUUUUUUUGCCUAACAAAUAUUGUUGUGUUAUAUUUAUAUCUUUGUUGUUAUGGAAAAAUUGCUUACCAAGAAGUACAAAUAAUGAAGAAGACCCAGUUAUUAUAACUGCUUUAUCCUACAUAAUUGCAAAAAAGAAAUUUUAUUCGGAGGAAACUGUCGGUUGUGAUAUUUUCCAAAGAGAAUUAAUCAACUUGCUUUCUUGUCAUUUCAACUACACAUUUACCACAGAUUUGCCAACAAAUUUAAUUCAACAUAAACACAAACCUGAUUUUUCCGUUUCCGUAGUCAUGUUUUUAAAAUGUUGUGAUCCUAAAGAUUUAGUAGAAUUCAUGGUCAACUGUCUAUUUCCUAUAAUUGAUAAUUAUCUGAAUACUCAACAAGAUGAAAUGUAUGCCAUAAAAAUAAUGGAAUGUAUAAACAUGACAAUGAAGCCAUUUAAGAUAACAUGUAAUGUUACUGUAGCCACUUAUCUAAAGAAAUGUAAAGAUCCAAUAAAUGGUGUUAAAAAAAAUGGAAAAGAACAUAUUUAUAACACUGUCUAUAAUAGUUACAAAAUAUUACAAAAAAAAUUUAUUGAAUAUCUGAAUAACAGCCAACCUCGUUCUCAAUACUUUGAAGAGUUGCUGAUGUCAAUAAUUUUGGUGUUAGGAUCUGUAGAUUAUCUUACCAGCUGUUUGAGUUUAAUGCAAUGGAAACCAAAAUUUGAAUUAUCUGCAAUUUUAUCCAAAAAAAUUAGUUUAUUUAAAUCAAUUUUAGGUCAUAAUAUUGUAUGGGAUAAACUGUGUGCCAUAGAUGACAUUAAGACAUUGAAGUGUUUGGUAAACAGCUGCUUGUUAAAUAAAGAUGUAUAUGAUACAAUUAUACAACUUCACAAUCUUCAUUAGCAAUUCAAAUAACCUGAUGACUUCAAAUAUGUUGAGAAGACUAAAUAACUGAUAAUAUCUGUGAUAUUUUAUAUUAUAAUUUUUUGAAUUUUUAUGGUAUAUAACACC
Molecule: messenger RNA, 6224 nt
Organism: Melanaphis sacchari
Lineage: Eukaryota; Metazoa; Arthropoda; Insecta; Hemiptera; Aphididae
Product: protein PFF0380w-like
Exons: 42
Coding region: 948-6116 (1722 amino acids)
Source: RefSeq, a predicted model, not a curated record